Messenger RNA from Ambispora gerdemannii, 975 nucleotides. The record is from the annotation of a GenBank genome assembly. Lineage: Eukaryota; Fungi; Glomeromycota; Glomeromycetes; Archaeosporales; Ambisporaceae.
AUGCCUUUUUCGUCAAGAAUAAUUGAAAGUUUCAAGCUGCCAAAAGCUCGAAUUAGCAUAGCUGUUGAGAGUCAGGCAGAAAAUGUUGUAAAACAGAUCAUGAGAGCUGAACAAAAGAAUGGUACAGUGACCGUUGUAGAAGUGUAUCCUGGAUAUGGUUUAUUGACCAAGGCACUCUUAAAAUCAACGAAUCCGAGUAUACGAAAAGUGUACGCAUUUGAACCGGAGAAAAAGUGUGAGUCUGAGCUAACUGAGUUAUCAAAAGAAUUCAAUGGACGGCUAGACUUUUCUAUUGAAAACGUAUCUCGAGAAAAAGCAUUGCAGAAGAUCGGGGAGAAACUCGAUAAUGAGGGUGUUGUACCAACUUAUCCUUGGGAGGAAAGCCAAAUACCACUACCAACCAAAUCUGAUAACUAUGUGUUAUCACUAUUAUUGCGAGCAUUAACUUCCCGAUUGAGUUUCUUCGCAUUUGGGCGAGUAGAAAUGAAUUUGCUUCUUCCGGAUCCUUUACUCAGAAGAGUAUAUACUGAUGAAGUUGAUACAUCGCGAAGGGUUCUUGAUUUGUGCAUUCAGGCGUUUGCGGAAACUAAAGUAUUAAUGGUAGUGCCGCAAGAAGAUGUUGCGCCAAAGUCCAAAAAAUCCACCGAAAAGAAAAAUCAAUUAUCCCUUGUCAGAAUAACGCCAUUGGCUACACCGAAAAUUGAAUCAUCAAUGUAUAACACAUACAAGUAUAUCUUAAGUAAUCUUUUUCAUGUACCGACCCAACCAUUAAAGCAACGCAUAAGAAGUAUAGCAUGCGGCGCGGAAAAUCUACUACCAAAACUGUCCUUUAACACAAAAAUUGCAGCUGGCAGAAUGACGGUGGACCAAGUGUGUGAGUUGACGAGAGUAUUUGAAGAGUGGCCUUUUCGUCCGAAGCUUGAAGAGUUGAUUCAUGUGUAUGAUGAAGAAUUCGAGAAAAAACGACGACGAUGA